Oldenlandia corymbosa var. corymbosa is the source of this 1128-nucleotide messenger RNA. The record is from the annotation of a GenBank genome assembly. Lineage: Eukaryota; Viridiplantae; Streptophyta; Magnoliopsida; Gentianales; Rubiaceae.
AUGGAUCCCUUUAGAGACUGGUCGGGUCUUCCUCGGGAGAUGUUGGAAGCUUUGGUGAAGCAUUUGCUGUCCAUUGAAGAUUUCAUGGCUUUCAGAGGAGUUUGUGCUUCUUGGCGAGAUGCGGCAACCGAAGAUAAGUUUGUUAAUUCGUCGUCUCGGAUUCCCCUGCUUAUGCUUGCGGAUAAAAAAGAUAGCGACCAACGUGAAUUUUAUAGCCUUUCGAAAAACAAGAUUAAUAUGACAUCGUCACUCCCGGAGGCAAAAGGUAAACGAUGCAUGGAAGCCGGGUUUGGGUGGGUUUUGACAGUUUCGAGCUCAGGGGAGCUCAAUUUAUUGAAACCUCUGACUCGUUCUCAAAUCCAACUCCCCAGCUGCACAACUUUCCCUGAUAACCAAGACACUGAUUUUUCUGACUUCUUAUUUAUACAAAGAGUUGCUCUGUCAGCUAAUCCAUCACACGCAUCAAGUUUUGUUCUUAUGGUAAUUCACGAAUGGGGUCAAUUCUUGGGAUUUUGGAGGCCUGGCGACCUGACAUGGACCAGUAUUGAGCCAGGCAUACACCAUUUUGGGGAUGUUCGUUUCUACAAUGGAAUCUUCUAUGCGGUGGAUAGACAUGGCGAUGUAUGGGCGUGGGAUGAAUCCUCAUCCAAACUCAAGUGUGUCUUUGGUACCAAUCCUAGAUCAUUCAUCAAUAGAGAUGCAUAUCUAGUGGAAUCAUCUAGCGGCAAGUUACUAACUAUUACCCGGGAUGGUGUUUUACUUAACGAGGAGGAUGAUCAAAGUUAUGGGGUCAACAACUUUAAGGUGAUUCAAUUGGAUGUGACAAAAUGCGAGUGGGAAGAGAUCACAUGUUUGGGAAACGAUGCUAUUUUUGUUGGCCAUAGUUCGGCUGUCGCUAUCGUGGCUUCUGCCUUUCCGGAUGUCAUUAAGUCCAAUUGUAUCUAUUUUACAGACGAUUGUUGGGAAGCCUACACCUAUAGGGAGAUGCUUGGAAGAGGAGGAGGGCGGCUUGGUUUAGGGGGCGGUGAAGACAUGGGAAUUUAUCAUCUUGAAGAUGGAAGUAUUGAGCGUUUCAGUAACAUCGAGUCUGUUAGCUUUAUAAGUCCGCCAGUUUGGAUAUCAUUCUAA